UGAGUGUGGGGGGAGGCCUGUAGAGCACGGUUGGCUCCGGAGCCAGGAGCCCAGGCGGGCGCCAUACUAGAAACUAAAAUGGCUGCCCCGGGGAAGAGAGCUCAGCUCGGGCCGUGAGGGGCUGCGCCUCCACCCGCCUCACCGACAAGGGACAUCGCCUUGCCGGGCACACCUCGGACAGGUCACACCUCCUUGCUGGAAUUUGCAGCUCUUAUGGAACCAUUUCUUUGAUGUUACAGCUUAGUAAAGCACCAGAAAUACAGUUCCCGCUUACCUGCCUCUUGUAACAAAGAGACUAUUUCUGAGCCGAACAGAAAAAUGAUAAAGUUUUUUCUCAUGGUGAACAAACAAGGUCAAACAAGACUCUCCAGGUAUUAUGAACAUGUGGAAAUUCAUAAGCGGACAAUGCUGGAAGCUGAAGUAAUCAAAAAUUGCCUUUCCCGUUCAAAAGAGCAAUGCUCUUUCAUUGAAUAUAAGGGUUUUAAGCUGGUGUACCGACAAUAUGCAGCCCUUUUCAUAGUGGUUGGAAUCAAUGAAACAGAGAAUGAGAUGGCUGUAUAUGAACUAAUUCAUAAUUUUGUGGAGGUUUUGGACAGAUAUUUCAGCAGAGUGAGUGAAUUAGAUAUAAUGUUCAACUUGGAUAGAGUGCACAUAAUUUUGGAUGAAAUGGUGUUAAAUGGCUGCAUCGUGGAAACCAACAAGAAUAGAAUUCUUGCACCUCUAUUUGUUCUUGACAAAAUGGCAGAAAGCUAGAAAGAAACAAGCCUACUGAGGAAUGUAUUUUACAAAGGAAUGUAUUCUGAAAACCCCACAACAUCCCUACAGCUAUUUUCUGAGACUUCCUAAGGUGAAAUCUUGCAGUAUUUUCAACUUGCUGGAACAUAUUGAAGCAAAGAAAUCUAAUGCAUAUUCCCUCUUUCUUUCUCCUCCAACCCCUGAACAAAAUAUGCCAUGUCAAUGUAAAGGUAAAAAUUGGGAGGGGGAGGGACCAACAGGAACUUUUUCAAAGAGGCAAAUGUCAGUUGACACAGCACUUGUCUUUCUAAAAAGUAGCCAUUUUGUUUUAGUAUUUGUAAUUCUGUUAGGGGAAAAAUAUUCAUGAAGCCUUGUAUGUCUGUGGC
Molecule: messenger RNA, 1121 nt
Organism: Terrapene triunguis (Three-toed box turtle)
Lineage: Eukaryota; Metazoa; Chordata; Testudines; Emydidae
Gene: AP4S1
Product: adaptor related protein complex 4 subunit sigma 1
Exons: 7
Coding region: 319-753 (144 amino acids)
Biological process (GO): vesicle-mediated transport; protein transport
Cellular component (GO): intracellular membrane-bounded organelle
Source: RefSeq, a predicted model, not a curated record